AUGAGGGCAGCUGGAAUAUACACCCGUAGCAAAGCCAAGCUCCUAGCUGUAGCUUGCUUGAGCCUCCAGGGAUACUGGAUCUCUGAGAAGCGUGAAGAUUAUACAGAACAUGACGACAUAAUGCCCUCGCUGGCCGUUGAAAAGGGCGCCAUGGCCUUCCUAGUUUCUUGGAAGGUCUGCUGUCAUACCAUAGUCGCACGCGGUACUAUUCUCGGAGGUUUCAAGAUGGCGGGAGAGGAAGAUUUCACGCUCCUCGGAAUCGCAUUCGUUAUUAUCGGGCUGCGGAUGUACGUUCGAUUUACACAGGUUAGGAUGGCCAACUGGCAGCUUGACGACUAUCUCAUGCCCCUGAUAGGUAUAAUAUUCGGGCUUGCCACAAUAACAACAUGGGUCGUAGUAGUCAAGCUACAAGGGCUGACAAACAGCCACAUGAGUAACGAACUACGUCAAACGCUUCAACACUCCACGACGGAAUACACGUACCGGGAAGCUGGCUCCAAGACGCAGGUCUUUCUUUGGUCCGUAUAUGUCUUUAUUCUCUGGGCGUUGAAGGUCUGCGUUACGGCGUUCUACUCGCGACUCACGUACGUACACAAGUUACCCCUUUUCCCUACCUCCGUAAGUUCAACAACUGAUGAAAAGCGCACCGCCAGCGCACGCUUGCCGGAACUACGGCUACGAGUCAACUUUGCCUACAUAAUGCUGGGCACUACGUACGUUGCAGUAGCGUUAACAAUCCUCCUGAGCUGUCGGCCGAUAUCGAAGUUUUGGCAAAUCAACCCCAACCCUGGGAAUACCUGUCAACCAGCCGUAUCCAAAGCAUACGCCUACGUGGUCAUCGUACCGAACGUUCUCACAGAUUUAUACCUCCUGUCUAUUCCACUACCUUUACUCUGGAAGGUAAACAUCAACUGGAAGCGAAAAGCGAUCCUGCUCUCUCUAUUCAGCGGCGCCGUCUUCUCCAUGAUCACCGGCAUAGUCCGCGCCUACAUCAUCUUACACGCCGGUCCCAACGUCGUCAUCGCAGGCAGCAUCUGGGCCUGCCGCGAGACCUUCGUCGCCGUCAUCGUAGCGAACCUCCCGCUUCUGCACCCGCUGUUCCGGCGGUGGGCGCAGAAGCUCGGGCUGAGCAACAGCAGCAGCAGCAGCAGCAGGUCGCUUAACGACAGCCGUAAGCAUGGCAGCCAGCCGCUGACGACGUUUAAGCCUGGCCGUCGGCGGUGGAAUCCGUUGAACCGUACCCCGUCCCACCCCGCAACCCCACUCCCCGCCUACGGCAUCCUCGUCGACGAAGAGAUCCACAUCACGACGGAGCCCGCGGCGCCGCCCGCGGUGCUGAGGGCCGAAAGAGCGGGCGGUGGCUUGGUGGGGCGUGCGGGUGGCCGCGAGUGCGAGUGGGAUGUUGUCAACGGGCCGUCGGCUGUGCUGGCAAGGACGGUGAUGAUUGGGACGGUUGCGAGGAUGCAUUUGCAUUGA
Molecule: messenger RNA, 1476 nt
Organism: Hypoxylon fragiforme
Lineage: Eukaryota; Fungi; Ascomycota; Sordariomycetes; Xylariales; Hypoxylaceae
Exons: 7
Coding region: 1-1476 (491 amino acids)
Source: RefSeq, a predicted model, not a curated record